AUGGCUGAUGUAAUUCCCAAAGCAGAACAAAGGUUCUGUGUUAGGCAUAGUUGGGCUAACUUCAAGCUCAACUACACUGGAUCAACCUUCAAGGAGCUAUUUUGGAGAGCAGCCAGGGCUACCACUUGUUGGUAUGCAUGGUUACUUGUCUUGUCUGCAUGGUUACUUAUAUUGUCUGAGUAUUGGUUCAUGCUUCUGUCUGCAUUUGUCUGUAUCUGUUAUAAAUGUCCUGCUUUUAUUCAUGUUGUUCUGAACUGGUAUGUCAUUGAAUAUUGUCAGUUUGAGCAUGAAAUUGCCAUGGAGUCUAUCAAAUUCCUUGAUGAAGAGGCAUAUGACUAUUUAGCCAACAUUCCUACCAGUCAUUGGUGUAGACAUGCAUUUACACCAAACUGCAAGUCCAACAUGUGUGAGACUUCCAAUGCAGUGAUUAGGCCUGCUAGAGAUAAACCUAUCCUCACCCAAAUGGAAUGGAUGAGGAGGUAUAUAAUGAACAGGAAUAAUGAAAAGUGGGAGGAUUCAAAAGAAAUGACACACAACUUAGUGCCAUAUGUGAGGCAUGUUCUGGCUAGGAUAGACUUUGUGGCUAGGUCCUGUGUGGUGCAACCAUCAAGAGGGAAUACAUUUGAGUUGCAGCUGAAGGAUGACCAAGUCUUGGUUGAUUUGGAUAAGGAGACCUGCACAUGUUACCAUUGGGAACUCACUAGCAUUCCCUGUGUUCAUGCUUAUGCAUGCAUGUUGGAUGUGAGGGGUGACAUAGAGGCAUAUGUUGACCCAUACUAUACCAUGGACACAUACAGGGAUGCUUAUGAACCAGCUGUCCAACCAAUGCCUGGUCCCAAGCACUGGGAGAGAGUCAAAUAA
Chenopodium quinoa (quinoa) is the source of this 861-nucleotide messenger RNA. RefSeq lists its product as uncharacterized. Lineage: Eukaryota; Viridiplantae; Streptophyta; Magnoliopsida; Caryophyllales; Amaranthaceae. Gene Ontology annotation, molecular function: zinc ion binding. The coding region runs from base 1 to 861 and encodes 286 amino acids. The transcript is spliced from 2 exons. The record is from RefSeq and is a predicted model, not a curated record.